UAAAGAUCGAUCGAUUACGAUGGUUCUAAUUUGACUUUACAUACGUGUGGUGUAUUAAUAAUUGAUCCUCCAAGUAAAAACGAUGACAUUAUGGCUUUAGCCACGAACUUUACCAUGCUGCCACAUCAUAUAGCCUUUAGGCCGCGUUUAAUCACACCUACCGAUUCGAUAAGUGACCAUAACGAUCAUGAGAACAGUUGCUCCAGUGAGGACACAGUGCUUUCGGUUGGUAAUGAGAAUCCAACCGCUACGGUUACCUCCACCGGUGAUGAAGCUGGUGAAACUUCCACUUUGAGUUUUAAAAAUAUCGAAAACCACCUGAACGCGUUAUCUAAGAUGACUCACAGUACUCCGUUGGAGUUUCCAUCCUCCUCUUCAUCACCUCCUCCUCCGCCACCGGUGAAUUUUCUGUUUAAGAGUGAACAUUUGGGUAGUUUUGGGUUUCGCAGUAGUGAUCCGGUGCAGUUUAGGACAGGGGAGAGUAACUCCAGUUUGUGUUCGCCGAGGUCGGUGAGGAGUGAUGGAGGAGAGAGUCCUGGCAGCCCUGGAUCAAGAUACCAGGCGCGCAGCCCCUUCUACACUACAGCCUCCACACACUCGUCCCACACUUCCACCACUCACCCUCCGAGCCCGCAUAACACCGACCCGUGUAACUCCAACGAGUCCUCCGCCUCUUUAAACCAAGGCAGUCUUAAGUUCUCUAUUGAUAACAUCCUCAAAGCGGAUUUCGGAAGAAGUAAAAUCUUAGAUCCUAUAACAAUUAGAAAAAGUAAACCGCCUCCCUGCAGACGCACCUCCACAGGGAGUUUUGCAGGCGAAAGACGAAUACAAGAAAAGGUCCAGAGGGUGGGUGAAGGCGCCGAAAAAGGACCGGUGGAUUUAAGUCCCAAAGGCGACGGUGGUGGAAGCGACGGAAAAGAAGAGAAGAAGGACGGACAGCAGAUUUUAUGGCCUGCGUGGGUUUAUUGCACGAGGUAUUCGGAUCGUCCCAGUUCAGGUCCCAGAACGAGACGAAUAAAAAAACCCGGAACGAAAGCGGCAGUACCAGAAGAAAAGCGACCGAGAACCGCCUUUUCUGGAGCACAAUUGGCUCGCCUAAAACACGAAUUUGCGGAAAACAAGUAUCUUACUGAGCAUAGGAGACAAGAACUGAGCGCGGAACUUGGCCUCAACGAAGCCCAGAUAAAAAUUUGGUUUCAAAACAAACGAGCAAAAAUUAAAAAGGCAUCGGGACAGAAGAACCCCUUGGCUCUUCAGCUGAUGGCCCAAGGGUUGUACAAUCACAGCACCAUACCGUUAACGAAAGAAGAGGAGGAGUUAGAAAAGUUACAGGGAGGAUCGGGAUCUAAAUUGUCGUAG
Anthonomus grandis grandis is the source of this 1359-nucleotide messenger RNA. RefSeq names its product homeobox protein invected-like (gene En). Gene Ontology annotation, biological process: multicellular organism development; neuron differentiation; regulation of transcription by RNA polymerase II. The transcript has 3 exons. The record is from RefSeq and is a predicted model, not a curated record. Gene Ontology annotation, molecular function: RNA polymerase II cis-regulatory region sequence-specific DNA binding; DNA-binding transcription factor activity, RNA polymerase II-specific. NCBI's taxonomy places the organism in Eukaryota, Metazoa, Arthropoda, Insecta, Coleoptera, Curculionidae. Gene Ontology annotation, cellular component: nucleus. Bases 91 to 1359 code for a protein of 422 amino acids.